This is a messenger RNA of Gordionus sp. m RMFG-2023, 1293 nucleotides long. Its product is annotated as protein AAR2 homolog. Gene Ontology annotation, biological process: spliceosomal tri-snRNP complex assembly. The record is from RefSeq and is a predicted model, not a curated record. The transcript is spliced from 3 exons. The coding region runs from base 11 to 1207 and encodes 398 amino acids. NCBI's taxonomy places the organism in Eukaryota, Metazoa, Nematomorpha, Gordioida, Chordodea, Parachordodidae.
GAGCUCAUCUAUGGAUCCUAAUCUGAUAAAUGCUCUGGCUACAAACUGUGGGUGUAUUCUCAUUUUAGAUCUUCCAAUUGGUACAACGUUUGGAAUAGAUAUUAACUGCUGGAAUACAGAUACAAAAUUUAAAGGAAUUAAAUUAAUUCCACCUGGAUUACAUUUUAUAUUUACAAACUCAAACGAUUCUCAUGGAAAUUCAUCUUUUAGAUCAGGAUUUUUUCAUUGGUUUGAAUCAAAAGAUAUUCAAAUUAAACAGUGGUGUAAAAACUCAGAAGUCCUUCUAGAUAAUGAAUUGAGUCACGAGGAAGCACUUAAAUACAAAUCAAAUAUACUUAGCUUUGACCAAGAUCUAGCCCCAUAUCCAUAUGAUAGCUUUAAAAAAUGGACUUCACUAACAAAUUACAUAACAAAAGAUAUAUUGAACAAAUUAAAUUCAAAAAUAAUAUCAUCUUGCCCUGAUUAUACCACCAAAAAAUUUAUUUCUUCCAAGAAAGGCACAAUUAAAGAGUUGGUAACUACUCAAAACAAUGAUAAUGAACAUAAUUCAUAUAAAAGCAUAAAUCUUCCAAAGAUUCAGCCCGAUAAUGAUAUUAAAAACAUAGAUGAUUUGUUAAAUAUUAAGCCAGAAUACACUAUAUCCUAUACAACAAUACCUAAACGUUUGUUAUAUCCUAAAAAUUCAAAUCCUAGUGAUAUAACUAAACAUAAUUUAGACACAUCCUACACCCUUCAAAGUUUAAUCAUACCUCAGGAAAAUGAGGAUAAUCUAAAAUUAGGCCAUGAAUUAUUAGGUGAAAUACAAUUCUCAUUCAUAUGUUUUAUAUAUGGGCAUCAUUUUGAAUCAUUUGACCAGUGGAAAAAAUUAGUUCUCUUAUUGUGCAAUAGUGAAACUGCAAUCAGAUCUAUAAGGUAUACCAAUCUGUAUAUAGGACUAAUCAGUGUACUUUAUUAUCAUAUUCAAGAGAUCCCAGCUGAUUUUUUCAUUGACAUUAUCGAAGAUCCUUCCCAAAAUUUUCUAAUUAAUACCCUAAAUAGACUUUUUAAUAGUAUAUCCCUGCCAUCAUUGUCUGACGAGGAUGAGGGAAGGAAAAAAUUGGUUAAUCGAGCUAAAAAUUUUAAAAACUAUUUAAGAAAAAAUGGAUACCAUUUUAAAUCAAGCAAAUUUGUUGAUGAUGAAUAUCCUGUUGUCAUUAAAACAUUUUAAAAGAUGUAUUAAAUAUUGUAUAUAAUAUUAUAAAUUAUGAUACAUAAAUAAAAAAUAUUUAGUAUUUAUGAUUAAAUGAAAUUUUA